Messenger RNA from Astrephomene gubernaculifera, 2554 nucleotides. The record is from the annotation of a GenBank genome assembly. NCBI's taxonomy places the organism in Eukaryota, Viridiplantae, Chlorophyta, Chlorophyceae, Chlamydomonadales, Astrephomenaceae.
GAGGAGGGGAGGGAGCUCCUAGCCGGCAGUAGCAAGGGCGGCUUGCUUGAGGGGGCUCUCCCGCUCCGCCACCAUCGCCGGCACCUGCGGCUGCUGCUGCAACAGGAGCGGUGGAAGCAGCAGCAGCAGGGGCCGCACCAGCAGCACCAGCAGCAGCUAAGCGGCGGCAGAGCCGGCAGUGGUGGCUGGGUGUGGUCCCCGCAGCUGUUCCUGAGGGGGGUAAUCGUCAUCGCAGCCAGCAACGCGGUCUUCACGAUGGCACGUGCGUUCUCAUUCGCAUUCGCAGGUUUUCCUCCGACGUGUCCACGGUGGAUGACUCGCUGCCCUUCAUCCUCAACAUCGCGCUGGCCAACGCCGCCUCCCUGGCGGGCCUGCUGGCGGUGCUGUGCUACAGCGCGCCGCCGCUGCUGCCGCUGCUGGUGCCCCUCGCACUGCUGUACAGGCGGCUGCAGCUGUUCUACCGGGGCAGCAGCCGGGAGGUGCGGCGGCUGGAGGCGCUGGCGCUGUCCCCCGUGUACGGCGCAUUCGGGGGGGUGGCGGAGGCGGCGCCGGUGAUCCGGGCGUUCGGUGCGCAGCGGCACUUCAUGCGACGGGCGGUGCGGGCGGUGACGCAACACCAGCGGGCGGCCAUCACAGCCGGCGCCGCCUCCGCCUGGCUUGGUCUCCGGCUGCAGCUGCUGGCCUCGCUGCUGGUGGCAGCGGUGGCGGGACUAGCAGUCUGGCAGCGCAGCGCGGGAGCGGGAGCAGGAGGGGUAGGACAGAGCAGCAGCGGUCAUGGCAGCAGCGAUGACGCUGACGACGGUUCCAACAGCGGCAGCAGUAACAGUUCUAGCGAUGGUAAUAGCAGCAGCGGUGGCGACCUGGUUGCCAGUCUGGCGGGACUGAGCCUUGCGUAUGCGCUGCCGAUGGUGGGUCUGCUGAACGGCCUGCUCACCUCCUCCGCGGAGACCGAGCAGGAGAUGGUGGCGGUGGAGCGGCUGGCGCAGUACACGGACGGCAUCGCGCCGCAGCCAGACACGUUGCCUCCGCUGGGGCUGCCGCAGCCACAGCGAUGUCAGCAGCAGCAGCAACAACAAGAGCCUCAACAACAGCAGCAGCAGCAAGCGCAACUGAUGCGUCAGGAAGUGGAAGUGGACACGGCGGAGGACGCGCACCUGCGGCCACCGCUCUCCUCGUCCGCCGCCGCCUCUUCCUCUUCCUCACAGUCCGCCACAGCUGCUGUAGCUGUCGUACCUCCUGCCGUACCUCCUGUCGUGCAGUUUGAGGGAGUGGUGGUGCGCUAUCGACCAGCUCUGCGUCCCGCGCUGUGCGGCCUGAGCCUGGCGGUGCGGGGUGGGCAGCACGUGGGGCUGUGCGGCCGCAGCGGGGCGGGCAAGAGCAGCGCAGUGGCGGCGCUGCUGAGGCUGGUGGAGACGGAGGCGGGCCGGAUCCUGUUGUACGGCAGGGACAUUCGUGCCGUACCGCUACAGCAGCUGCGUGCCUCCGUGGGUGUGCUGCCGCAAAGCCCCUUCCUGGCGAGUGCAUCCGUACGGGAGAACCUGGAUCCUGGGGGAGCAGCAGCAGCGGCGGCAGCUGCUGCAAGGUUGCUGCUGAGCAAUGCUGGCGGCAGCAACAGCCCGGCGGUGGUGACGUCAGCGACGCCGCUUGGUGACGCCGCGUUGUGCGCUGCACUUCGUCGUGUGGGGCUAUGGGACACGCUGGUGGCGGCGGCGGUGCACCGUCGGGACAAGGGCGGUCGUGGGAGUGCGGUUGGUGGCGACGCCAUUCCCAACACUGGAAUGAUUGCUGUGGGCGUGAACGCUGCACGGGCAGCGGAAACAGGUGCGAUGGGCGCGUGCCCGGUUGAUGGUCCGAGGGCCCUCGCUGCCGCCUCUCCGGAGGCUGGGACGCUACCGCCGUCGGCAGCAGCGGCAGCGGUGUCAGCGGCGGAGGUGCUUGGCUUACCGCUAGGCGGCCUGCCUGAUGCAGUGGGGCUGAGCGCCGGUCAGCAGCAGCUGCUGUGCCUGGCGCGACUGCUGCUGCGGCCGCGGCGGCUGGUGCUGUUGGACGAGUGUACGGCACACGUGGAUCCGGCCACUGCCGCUGCCAUCCGCCGAGUGGUGGCGGAGGAGUUGUUGCUCCGGCGGCAGCAGCAGCAGCAGCACCCGCCACUGCCGCUGUUGAUGGGGACUGCCGUGGGGGCUGCAGCGGGUUCGGGAGAGGCCAAGUCCCCUCCUGCUGCUGUUCCUGCUGCUGCUGCUCCUGUUGCCGCUGGUGUUCCUCCUCCUGCUGCUGCUGCUGCUGCCGUUGGACAGGCUGCUACACCUUUGCAACCUGAUCAGCAGCUGCUGCUACAGCAGUCCCCGCAGCGCAAGCAGGAACAGCGGUCCACGCCGCACAGCCCUGCAGCAGCUCCCACCUUGCACACUCCUGUCGGCAGCAGUACCCAUCACACCUCCGCCAGAAGAUCCACAGCUGCCGCUGCCGGCCCCCGGUGGGAGGGCCCAUGUGCGGUGCUGGAGGUGGCUCACGACCUCGCCGCCAUGCGGGGGUGCGAUGUGGUGCUGGUGAUGGA